Molecule: messenger RNA, 2652 nt
Organism: Oryzias melastigma (Indian medaka)
Lineage: Eukaryota; Metazoa; Chordata; Actinopteri; Beloniformes; Adrianichthyidae
Product: E3 ubiquitin-protein ligase ubr3
Biological process (GO): ubiquitin-dependent protein catabolic process via the N-end rule pathway; protein ubiquitination
Cellular component (GO): cytoplasm; ubiquitin ligase complex
Molecular function (GO): zinc ion binding; ubiquitin protein ligase activity
Source: RefSeq, a predicted model, not a curated record
GAUCAACUGGACCAGGGAGCCCAGAUGAGUCUUGCAAAGAGGAGGAUCAAGAUGGAGGACAGUCUGUUGGCCAGAGGAAGAGGGUUAAGCUGAGUAGCAAUACCAAAGAUCAUUGCAUCAUCGAAUCACUAAAGCAUAAGUGCUUUCUGGAAGAAUUGCUGUUUUGGACAAUAAAAUAUGAGUUUCCUCAGAAAAUGGUCACUUUCCUGUUAAACAUGUUGCCAGAUCAAGAUUACAAGAUCACCUUCACCAAAACGUUUGUACAACAUUACGCCUUCAUCAUGAAGACGCUGAUGAAGAGCCACGAAUCGGACACGAUGUCCAACCGCAUCGUUCACAUCAGCGUGCAGCUGUUCAGCAACGAAGAGCUGGCCAGACACAUGACGGAGGAGUGUCAGCUGCUUGAUAUCAUGGUCACGGUGCUCCUCUACAUGAUGGAAAGUUGUCUUAUCAAAAGUGAACUUCAAGAUGAAGAGAACAAUCGCCAUGUUGUGGUGAACUGCAGUGAGGCGCUGUUGAAGAACAACACCUACUGGCCCCUAGUUAGUGAUUUUAUAAACAUUCUGUCACACCAAAGUGUAGCAAAAAAGUUCCUGGAGGACCACUCCCUGCUCAUGCUGUGGAUGAGCUUUGUCUCAUUCUUCCAGGGUAUGAAUCUGAAUAAGCGAGAGUUGAAUGAACACGUGGAGUUUGAGUCUCAGACAUACUAUGCAGCCUUUGCAGCAGAGCUUGAGGCGUGUGCACAGCCUAUGUGGGGUCUCCUAACACACUGCAAAGUCAAAGAGACGCAGGAAUAUACAAAAACUGUGGUUCGCUACUGUUUGGAGACCCUGCAGAUCUGGUUUGAUGCCAUCGGCUUUAUCGAUGAGCCGGCUCCAAAUCAAGUAACAUUUCAUCUCCCACUUCAUCGCUAUUACGCCAUGUUCCUCAGUAGGGCUGUAAAAUGUCAAGGCUUGGAUUUGGACAGCCUUCUGCCCGAUCAAGAGAUGCUCAUGAAGAUCAUGGUGCAUCCACUCCAAAUACAGGCAAGUUUGUCUGAGAUCCACAGCAACAUGUGGGUCAGAAAUGGUCUGCAGAUCAAAGGACAGGCUAUGACUUACGUCCAGUCGCACUUCUGCAACUCCAUGAUUGACCCGGACAUUUACCUGCUCCAGGUUUGCGCCUCCAGACUCGAUCCCGACUACUUUAUCUCAAGUGUUUUUGAGAGAUUUAAAGUGGUUGACCUCUUGACCAUGGCGUCUCAGCACCAGAACGCUGUGUUGGAUUCCGAGCAGGAAAGACCCAUGUUGGAGGGAGCACUUACUUUUCUAGUCAUCCUGACGAGCCUUCGCAUCCAUCUUGGAAUGACCGAUGACGAGAUCCUUCGAGCUGAGAUGGUGUCUCAGUUGUGCAUGAAUGACCGUACUCACAGUGCCCUCUUAGAUCUCAUUCCUGAGAAUCCUAACCCAAAGAGCGGCGUCGUGCCGGGCAGCUGUAGCUUUGAGGAUAUGCUGUCCGCCGUGGCGGACUUUAAAGCGCCCGUGUUUGAACCCGGAGGCUCCAUGCAGCAGGGAAUGUACACACCCAAAGCUGAGGUGUGGGAGAAGGAAUUCGACCCCAUCAUGGUUGUUCUCAGAACGGUCUAUCGCCGCGAUGUCCAGUCAGCAAUGGACAGAUACUCAGCAUUUUUGAAGCAGUUCGGCAUUCACACCGGAAACCCAUGGCCACCCUACAAGGAGAGGACCCCUCUGCAUCCAUGUUACAAAGGUCUAACCCGCCUGCUGCACUGCAAGACGCUGCACAUUGUGAUCUUCACUCUUCUCUACAAGAUUUGGAUGGAUCAUCAGAACAUGUCUGAGCAUGUUCUUUGCAUGGUGCUCUACCUGAUCGAGCUUGGGUUGGACAACCAGGUUCAAGACAACAAAGAAGAUGAAGAGCCUUGCAUUGAGGAGCACUGCCACGACAGCUGGUUCCCGGGAACCAACCUCAUCUCCAACCUGCACCAUGUUAUAAACUUUGUGAGGGUUCGAGUUCCUGAGACGGCCCCUGAAGUGAAGAGGGAACCUCCUCCCAGCACCAGUACUGAAGCUGCGUCUUAUGGCCAAAACUCCAGGCGUCUUUCAGGAAAUUGGAGAGAGAACCUGCGAGAAGCUCAGGUAUUCAGCCUUGUGGCAGAGCGCAGGAGAAAGUUUCAGGAGAUAAUAAACCGCAGCAACACUGAAGCCGCUCAGGUUGUGAGGCCUAAAAGCUCGUCUACGCGUUGGGUUCCGCCAGGCACGCCCCCCCAGCUGGUAACCGAAAUCCUGGAGAUCCGAGAAAGCAUGCUGUCCCUCCUCAUCAAGCUGCAUCAGAAGAUGUCGUCUAAGCAAAACUCCCUGUCAGCAUCCUGGCUCGACGACGCGGACAUGGGCCGCCUCGCUCACGGAGACGGCAUUACCGCCAUUGAGCGCAUCCUCAGCAAAGCGGCCACACGCAGCUGCCAAAUCAAACGCAGCAUUCAGGACAUUUGUGGGAAGCUGUUCCCUCCAGUGCUGCCCAAAAAAAGCAGUCCCACUGACAAGAAAACCAUGGAUAAAGAAGAAAGACGUCAGAGGGCAAGAGAACGGCAGAAGAAACUUCUUGCCGAGUUUGCAUCACGCCAGAAGAGCUUCAUGGAAACAGCCAUGGAUGUUG